Messenger RNA from Lynx canadensis (Canada lynx), 3992 nucleotides. RefSeq names its product coiled-coil domain containing 40 (gene CCDC40). The record is from RefSeq and is a predicted model, not a curated record. Gene Ontology annotation, cellular component: cilium; cytoplasm. Lineage: Eukaryota; Metazoa; Chordata; Mammalia; Carnivora; Felidae. Gene Ontology annotation, biological process: axoneme assembly; heart looping; epithelial cilium movement involved in determination of left/right asymmetry.
CAACGGGAGAUGGCGGAGCCGGGUGGCCCGGCCGGCGGGUCUGAGCCAGAAGGUGAAUCAACUGCUGAAGGAGAGAAGGACCAGAAUAAUGAAGGCGGGGACCAGAGUGUUGAAGGCGACAGGAUCCCACCAACAGAGAGGAGCAGUGACCAGAACGAUGACGAGGCUGUCGAUGCCGCAAAGCUUUCUGAAGACGAUGAGAAAGUCACAACUGAAGGAGAACCAAGAUUGAGGGGAGAAGUCGAAAGUGUUGAAGAAGUGGAGACAGAAGAGGAAUUUGAAUCUGAAGGAGAGUUCGAAUCCGAUAUGGAAGGCACAUCACCCGAAGGGAAAGUCAGUUCUAUGGAUCUGGCUUCUUUAUACAAAAGUCCUGCGGAGAUGCCCAGAGAGGAAGCGGGCCCCACAUACCUGUACGAACAUGUGGGCGGGGAAGCUGUUCCUGAAGACAGAGGAGCCCCCGGUCUGUCAGAAUCCGGAGAACCAAGGGACAUCUCCGCACAGCCAUCCCUGCAAGGCUUGGGCUUAUCCGAGCAAAUAGGCCGGGAUGCUUCCAGACCCCAGACUAGCACGUCGAAAUCCUCGCACGAAGAGCUCCAGCAAAAAGUCUUCCCUCUGGGGACACGACACCAUCUCCGACUGAGCCAGGGAAGUAGCAUCACGUCCUUGGACUUUGACGAGCUGCUCUUGAGCACGAAAGAACCCUUCACGCAGGAGCCAGGUGUCCCCCCUGAGGAGCCUGAUGCCGAGCCCGAGGGAGAGGCCGUGCCCGCCUUCCUGGACCAGAUCCAGCAGCUAAGCCCUCCCAAGGAGGAGACUGUAGACGGAACAGAGUCCGAGGGCAGCGACGAGGCGGAGGAAGACAGAACCCCUCUGGUGGUUCUGGACCCAGACCACCCCCUGAUGGUAAGGUUCCAGGCUGCCCUGAAGAACUAUCUCAGCCGACAGAUACAGAAGCUGAACCUGGAACUUCAAGAGCUGGGCGCGGCCACCAAGCAAAGCCGGGUCCAGCGGCAGGAGCUGGGGGUGCAUCUGUACGGGGUCCAGCAGCACCUGGCCCGCCUGCAGAUGCAGCUGGAGAAGAGCCACGACCGGCACUCGAUGGCCGCCUGCGCCAGGCGACAGAAGGAGGAGGAGCUGCGGGCCGCGCGCCAGCUCUACGCCCAGACCUGCCAGAACGCCAACGGCGAGCGCAAGAAGCUGGCGGCUCUGCAGGCCGAGCUGGAGGGCCUGGCUCUGCACCUUUUCUACCUGCAAAACAUAGACCAGGACGUGCGUGACGACAUCCGCGUGAUGAAGCGGGUGGUGAAGAAGUCGGAAGUGGAGCGGACGCGGGCCGAGUUGGAGAAGAAGCAGCAGGACCUUCACGUGGACCAGCUCACCAGCAAAGCCAACCAGCUGGAGGAACAAAUCGCCCUGUUGGAGGCUCAGAGCUGCGCCCAGGCCGAGGACACCCGGGCUCUCAGGAAAGCAGUGAGCGAGGCCUGCACGGAGAUAGACGCCAUCCACGUGGAGAAAAGGCACAUCGUGCAGCAGUGGGUCGCCUGCCUGGUGGGCAUGAAGCACCGGGACGAGGCGCACAGGACCAUCCGGGAGGCGCUCAGCGAGUGCCAGCACCAGAUCGCGUCCAUCGACGGUGAGAUCGAGGCCUACAAGAAAUCCAUCGUGAAGGAGGAGGAGAAGAAUGAGAAGCUGGCCGGCGUCCUGAACCGCACGGAGACGGAGGCCAGCCUGAUGCAGAGGCUGACCACGCAGUGCCUGGCCAAGCAGCAAACCCUACAGAACGAGCUCAACACCUACCAGCUGGUGCUGCAGGACACCGAGGCCGCGCUGGGCCAGGCCCACGUGGAGUACGCGACGGCCACGGGCGAACUGCAGACCGUCCACCAGACCAUCCAAAGCGAGCUGGAGGAGAAGAGGAGGACAGAUGCCUCCGUCGCGGAGAAGCUGCAGGAACACAUUACCUCCAACAAGAUGACCAAGUGCCUCCACAAGCUCAUCCUGAAGCUCCAGAAGGAAAAGACCAACCUGGUGACACAUCUCUCCAAAACUGACGGCAACGUUGCCCAGACCACCCUGGACAUCACGAACACCAACUGCAGGCUGGACGCCCAUCAGAAGACUCUGGCCGAGCUAGACAAGGAGGUGAAAAAAGUCAAUGACCUCAUCACCAACAGCGAGAACGAGAUCUCCAGACGCACGAUCCUGAUCGAGAGGAAGCAGGGCCUCAUCAACUUUUUCAAUAAGCAGCUGGAACAGAUGGUCUCCGAGCUGGGGGGAGAAGAAGUGGGGCCUCUGGAGCUCGAAAUCAAGCGGCUGACCAAGCUGAUCGAAGAGAACAACAGCAGCGUGACACAGGCCCAGGUGACCUGGCUGCGCCUGCAGCAGGAGAUGGUCAAGGUCACCCAGGAGCGGGAGGAGCAGCUGGCUUCCCUGGAUACGCUCACGAAGGAGGUCCACAUCCUGGAGCAGUUGAAACUGCGCAUAGAAAACAAGAUCGAUCAGGAGAAGAAGGAGCAAAGGGAGAUUGAGUGCCACAUAAGGGGCCUGGAAAACGAGCUGAGGAAGAUCAACGUGCUGGCAAACAGGAGUCGGUGCAGCUCCGAGGAGCUACAGCAGAACAACCUGGUGACCGAGAAGGACUUCGUGGGCUCCCUGAAGGCCUCGGAGAGGGAGACCAUCGAGAUGCAGGAGAGGUUGGACCAGCUCCAGGCGGAGAAGGCGGCCACGCUGAACAGCCUGGUGGAGGCGGAACACCAGAUCAUGCUUUGGGAGAAAAAAAUCCAGCUUGCGAAAGAGAUGCGUGCAUCGGUGGAUUCCGAGACGGGCCAGACGGAGAUCCGAGCCAUGAAGGCGGAGAUCCACAGGAUGAAGGUCAGGCACGGGCAGCUGCUGAAGCAGCAGGAGAAGAUGAUCCACGACAUGGAGCUGGCCAUCGCCCGCAGAGAGACCAUCUCCACCCAGGCCGAGGGGCAGCGCAAGACGGACAAGAAGCUGCUCACCCGGACGGACUUCCACCGCAAGCAGACAGAGCUGCGACGCAAGAUCAGGGACGUUCACAAGGCCACCGAGGAGUGCACCAAAGCCAUCUCGGAACUGGAAGAAACGCAAAAGCACAUGAGCAACUCCCUCCUGGAGAAGCAAGAGCAGCUGUCAAAGAUGCAGUCCAGGACCGACGAGCUCGAGGCCAGCCUGGGCCAGCUCCUGGCCCUCAAGCAACAGAACCUCUCGGAGCUGGUGGCCCUGCAGACGCGCCUCAAGCACCUCCAGGCGGUGAAGGACGGCAGGUACGUGUUCCUGUUCCGCUCCAAGCAGUCGCUGCUGGCGGAGCACAAGCGCUUGGACAACCGGCUGGCCGUCAUCAGCACCAUCCUCCACCACGUGAAGGACGAGUACCCCCAGUUCCAGGAGGCCCUGCUCAAGGUCAGCCAGAUGAUCGCCAGCAAGCUCGAGCCAUCUGGGUCCUCCUAGAGAGCAGCCGGGACCUCCCCCCAGCCUGCUCCCAUGGAAGAGAGCAGAAUUUUGUGUAUGAUCAGGGACUUAGAACGUUCGUGUCACCGAAAGCCACGUCCACCCUCAGAGAGGUCCUUUAAGACGAAUAGGCAGGCCAGCAUGGCGUGAUUCUUUCAGCCACCAGCAAUUUCCACUAAGGCCAUCCCCACCCCACCCCCCUCCCGCUACGUUUCCGGUGGCAUUUCAGAGGUGGGGUGUCUCCCACCCCGCGCUGGACUCGAGGUCCAAGCGGCGCCCGGGUUCGGGGAGGCUCCCGCCUCCGCCCUUGACAGGCCUGCUCACCGUCACGGUCCAGGGUGCGGGGUGCAGCGGGAGCGCCCCACGGAGAGCGCGGGUGGGACGGGCGCCCCCAGGACGCACCUGCCCUGCGCCUCCCCAGCGGCCCCCGCCCUAAAAGGGCCUACGAAACAAUUUCGCUUUCCAACUUUUCAGCGAAAAAUAAAACUUUUUCUGAAUAUGGGGGAAAGGCGUAUUUCUCCGGG